AUGAGAGACGGCGGCGGCCGCAGCCCAGAGCCCCUCUCAGCGCCUGUGAGCAGCCGCGGGGGCAGCGCCCUCGGGGAGCCGGCCGGCCGGCGGCGGCGGCAGCGGCGGCGUUUCUCGGAAGGUGGAAGCCGUGGGCUCGGGCGGGAGCCGGCUGAGGCGCGGCGGCGGCACCUCCCGCUCCUGGAGCGGGGGGGAGAAGCGGCGGCGGCGGCGGCCGCAGCUCCGGGGAGGGGGUCGGAGUCGCCUGUCACCAUUUCCAGGGCUGGGAACGCCGGAGAGUUGGUCUCUCCCCUUCUACUGCCUCCAACACGGCGGCGGCGGCGGCGGCACAUCCAGGGACCCGGGCCGGUUUUAAACCUCCCCUCCGCCGCCGCCGCACCCCCCCUGGCCCGGGCUCCGGAGGCCGCCGGAGGAGGCAGCCGUUCCGAGGAUUAUUCUUCUCCCCAUUCCGCUGCCGCCGCUGCCAGACCCCUGGCUGCUGAGGAGAAGCAGGCCCAGUCGCUGCAACCAUCCAGCAGCCGCCGCAGCAGCCAUUACCCGGCUGCGGUCCAGAGCCAAGCGGCAGCAGAGCGAGGGGCAUCAGCCACCGCCAAGUCCAGAGCCAUUUCCAUCCUGCAGAAGAAGCCCCGCCACCAGCAGCUUCUGCCAUCUCUCUCCUCCUUUUUCUUCAGCCACAGGCUCCCAGACAUGACAGCCAUCAUCAAAGAGAUCGUUAGCAGAAACAAAAGGAGAUAUCAAGAGGAUGGAUUCGACUUAGACUUGACCUAUAUUUAUCCAAACAUUAUUGCUAUGGGGUUUCCUGCAGAAAGACUUGAAGGCGUGUACAGGAACAAUAUAGACGAUGUAGUCAGGUUUUUGGAUUCAAAGCAUAAAAACCAUUACAAGAUAUACAAUCUAUGUGCUGAAAGACAUUAUGAUACCGCCAAAUUUAAUUGCAGAGUUGCACAGUAUCCCUUUGAAGACCAUAAUCCACCACAGUUAGAACUUAUCAAACCCUUUUGUGAAGAUCUUGACCAAUGGCUAAGUGAAGAUGACAAUCAUGUUGCAGCAAUUCACUGUAAAGCUGGAAAGGGACGAACUGGUGUAAUGAUUUGUGCAUAUUUGUUACAUCGGGGCAAAUUUUUAAAGGCACAAGAGGCCCUAGAUUUCUAUGGGGAAGUAAGGACCAGAGACAAAAAGGGAGUAACUAUUCCCAGUCAGAGGCGCUAUGUGUAUUAUUAUAGCUACCUGUUAAAGAAUCAUCUGGAUUACAGACCAGUGGCACUGUUGUUUCACAAGAUGAUGUUUGAAACUAUUCCAAUGUUCAGUGGUGGAACUUGCAAUCCUCAGUUUGUGGUCUGCCAGCUAAAGGUGAAGAUAUAUUCCUCCAAUUCAGGACCCACACGACGGGAAGACAAGUUCAUGUACUUUGAGUUCCCUCAGCCGUUGCCUGUGUGUGGUGACAUCAAAGUAGAGUUCUUCCACAAACAGAACAAGAUGCUAAAAAAGGACAAAAUGUUUCACUUUUGGGUAAACACAUUCUUCAUACCAGGACCAGAGGAAACCUCAGAAAAAGUAGAAAAUGGAAGUCUAUGUGAUCAAGAAAUUGAUAGUAUUUGCAGUAUAGAGCGUGCAGAUAAUGACAAGGAAUAUCUAGUACUCACUUUAACAAAAAAUGAUCUCGACAAAGCAAAUAAAGACAAGGCCAACCGAUACUUUUCUCCAAAUUUUAAGGUGAAGCUGUACUUCACAAAAACAGUAGAGGAGUCAUCAAAUCCAGAGGCUAGCAGUUCAACGUCUGUAACACCAGAUGUCAGUGACAAUGAACCUGAUCAUUACAGAUAUUCUGACACCACUGACUCUGACCCAGAGAAUGAACCUUUUGAUGAAGAUCAGCAUACACAAAUUACAAAAGUCUGAUUUUUUUUUUUUAUCAAGAGGGAUAAAACACCAUGAAAACAAACUUGAAUAAACUGAAAAUGGACCUUUUUUUUUUUUUUAAAUGGCAAUAGGACAUUGUGUCAGAUUACCAGUUAUAGGAACAAUUCUCUUUUCCUGACCAAUCUUGUUUUGCC
This is a messenger RNA of Budorcas taxicolor (takin), 2054 nucleotides long. RefSeq names its product phosphatase and tensin homolog (gene PTEN). The record is from RefSeq and is a predicted model, not a curated record. Gene Ontology annotation, cellular component: nucleus; plasma membrane; cell projection. The transcript has 10 exons. Bases 1 to 1899 code for a protein of 632 amino acids. Gene Ontology annotation, biological process: phosphatidylinositol 3-kinase/protein kinase B signal transduction; cell motility; phosphatidylinositol dephosphorylation. Lineage: Eukaryota; Metazoa; Chordata; Mammalia; Artiodactyla; Bovidae. Gene Ontology annotation, molecular function: phosphatidylinositol-3,4,5-trisphosphate 3-phosphatase activity; protein tyrosine phosphatase activity.